Messenger RNA from Lethenteron reissneri (Far Eastern brook lamprey), 1030 nucleotides. RefSeq names its product protein RFT1 homolog. Lineage: Eukaryota; Metazoa; Chordata; Hyperoartia; Petromyzontiformes; Petromyzontidae. Gene Ontology annotation, biological process: dolichol-linked oligosaccharide biosynthetic process; glycolipid translocation. Gene Ontology annotation, cellular component: endoplasmic reticulum membrane. The record is from RefSeq and is a predicted model, not a curated record.
CGUUCCACGGAGCGCCGAUCGUCAAUUUCCGUCGUUUUCGGGUCGAUUUUGGUCGUUUUCGGCCGUUUUUGGUCGUUUUCGGCCGUUUUUGGUCGUUUUCGGCCGUUUUUGGUCGUUUUCGGCCGUUUUUGGGCCGAUUUUGGUCGUUUUCGGCCGAUUUUGGUCGUUUUCGGUCGUUUUUGGCCGAUUUUGGUCGUUUUCGGCCGUUUUCGGCCGUUUUUGGUCGUUUUUGGGCCGUCGUCGUCUUCGUUGUUUUUAGGCGUCUGAACACUUCAAAAGGCGCUCGUUUGGCUGCUCUCGAUCGCCUUUGCAGAACUCGGAGCCGCUACAUGCAUCGGAGAGCAGCCCGGACUGGAGGAGGAGUUGGUGGGCACAUGGACACAGAGCCACGGCCAUGGCAUCAGACACCACGAAAGCCCUGCAGGGAGCCUCAAUCCUUGCCACCUACAAUGUCCUCUUACAGGUGUCCUUCCGUGUCAUCACAUUCGUGCUUAACGCUUUCAUCCUGCGACACCUCUCCAAGGAGGUGCUGGGGGUCGUCAAUGUCAGGCUCACCCUGCUCUACUCCACCACCGUGUUCCUGGCGAGGGAGGCGUUCCGGCGUGCCUGCCUGAGCCGGGCAUCUACCGCCGACUGGCGUCGCGUCAUCAACCUCCUGUGGAUGACGGUGCCGCUGGGGGCGGUAUGCGCCGGAGCGCUGGGCUACGUGUGGACCAGAUGGCUGGAGGCCCCGGACGCGGAGCACGUGCCCGCCUACCCGGCCGCCGUGUGGGUGUUUGCGGUCUCGGCCGUUGUGGAGCUACUGUCAGAGCCGUUCUGGGUGCUCGCCCAGGCGCACAUGUUCGUGCGACUACGGGUGUCUGCGGAGAGCCUGGCGUUGGGCAGCAGGAGCAUCCUCACCGUGGCGUUGGUGUUCCUCAGGCCGGACUGGGGCCUCUGGGUUUUUGCUUUUUCACAGGUGCCCACAUCAGACAAAAUACAGGACACCUUGACAACGCUGGGAAAUUCAGCAUGAUACGAUAAGGCCACU